CGAACCUUGGAGUCAUGGAUGCUGGUUCCAACGCCGCGAGAGCGUCCUUGGCAGGCUUCGUGUCGACAUCUGUUCUGACUUCAUCCGACGGGCUUUUCGGCGAUAACGUAGAGGAAAAGCGUGUGUCGGAGGCACCUGCUCCGCGAUCUGAAGACGCCGCUGGCUACAAACCACUGUACGAGCAACUGCAGGAGCGUAAAGAAAGGAAGGACAGCGAGUGGAAAGAAAAGAACAAUCCCUUCGCACCCCCAAAGGGUCUCGAUGACGAGGAGUUCGAGUAUAUUCAGGACCUCGAGAGCAAGAAAGAGGACGUUGAGCGGCAGCGUCAAGCUCAGCACGAGGAGGAUCUCGCCCAGUUCUUGGUGGCUCGCGGCGCUCCUAGAUCUGCUGCAGGUGCGCAGCUUACAUCGCAGCAUUUGCAGAAGUUCUCGGGGGAGAACGAGCUGAAGACCACGAGUAACAAGAAGACCUCGGUGGUGAUGGUUAAAGCUAAAAGGAAGGCAGGAAAAGACAAGGUUGCUUCCAAGAGCACCGAUUCUACUGAAAAGGCAAAAGAGGGGCCACAGAAGAAGAAACAGAAGGUGGACAAGUCGCUGGAGACUAAGUCUAAUACAGCAGCACUUGGGCUUGCUGCGUACGGCAGCGAAAGUGACAGUGAUGAGGCCGACACAAGCUAGUCCAGACCAGGCAAGGUGAAUCAAUUACAGGUCUUCUGUUCCAUCUA
Messenger RNA from Phytophthora infestans T30-4, 724 nucleotides. RefSeq lists its product as uncharacterized. The coding region runs from base 15 to 677 and encodes 220 amino acids. NCBI's taxonomy places the organism in Eukaryota, Oomycota, Peronosporomycetes, Peronosporales, Peronosporaceae. The record is from RefSeq and is a predicted model, not a curated record. Gene Ontology annotation, cellular component: nucleus. The transcript is spliced from 4 exons.